This is a messenger RNA of Musa acuminata AAA Group (dessert banana), 726 nucleotides long. RefSeq lists its product as uncharacterized. Gene Ontology annotation, cellular component: BORC complex; BLOC-1 complex; synaptic vesicle. Gene Ontology annotation, biological process: synaptic vesicle exocytosis; regulation of synaptic vesicle exocytosis; lysosome organization. Bases 72 to 497 code for a protein of 141 amino acids. Gene Ontology annotation, molecular function: SNARE binding. NCBI's taxonomy places the organism in Eukaryota, Viridiplantae, Streptophyta, Magnoliopsida, Zingiberales, Musaceae. The record is from RefSeq and is a predicted model, not a curated record. The transcript is spliced from 4 exons.
UGCCCGAACAACCCCGUGGGUGUUCUUCGAGGGCGGAGGCGGGUUUCCUUGAUGGGACGGAAGCUCGGAUCAUGGAUGGCAGCGAUCUCCCGGCGUUGCCCGCCAGCGACUCGUCGGUGCCGCCGCCUAGUGGAGGAGGCGGGGCGGACGGAGCGGAGGGCCCCGCUCGGGGACGCGAAGGUUGCGAAGCCCUCGCUGGGGCGAUCGCAUCGACGCUGGGUGCCGUGAUGAGGGAGUUCGAUUCCAGGGCGGAGGGCGUUGACCGGAGCCAGGAUGAGCUCUCCACUUCCCUGGAUCGCCUCGCCAGAGAACUAGACAAACUCUUAGAAGAUGCGCCGUUGCCGUUCAUCAUGCAACAUGCAGCCAAGAUCUCGGCCAUGCGUAGGAGGGUUUCAGCAUUGAACUUGAUUUUGAAGUCAAUUCAGAGACGCAUUGAUAACAUGGAUCGUAUGCUUUUUGCUGGCGUACCCACUGAUAAUCACCAACAGAUACAGUAGUCGUCACAUUCAGGUGGUUCAGAAUAACAAGGAAACCUUCAUUUCAGGAGCUGAACUGGCUCCACUCUUUAACCUUCUCACACAAAACACUUACUUGAAAUUUGCCAACUUUUUGUGUUGGCAGCUGCAUGUAUCUAUUUGAAAUUUAUUUGAGUGACAGUUUGCACCCAAUUUUGAUGGGUAGAGCAGCAACAUUGAAUUAAUAUAAAAAAAAUUUGUGUUGGGUGUA